This is a messenger RNA of Rana temporaria (common frog), 896 nucleotides long. RefSeq names its product olfactory receptor 1468-like. NCBI's taxonomy places the organism in Eukaryota, Metazoa, Chordata, Amphibia, Anura, Ranidae. The coding region runs from base 135 to 896 and encodes 253 amino acids. The transcript has a single exon. Gene Ontology annotation, molecular function: olfactory receptor activity; G protein-coupled receptor activity. Gene Ontology annotation, biological process: G protein-coupled receptor signaling pathway. Gene Ontology annotation, cellular component: membrane. The record is from RefSeq and is a predicted model, not a curated record.
UGCAAUGCUUUUCUGAUCUACCGCAGCUUCAAAUUCCUCUUUUCAUAACUUUUAUCACUUUUUAUGCUGAUAUUAUCUUUGGGAACAUAAUUGUGUUUAUAGCAAUCAUAUUGGACUCUCAUCUACACACGCCAAUGUACAUAUUCUUGAGUAACCUCUCUGUCCUAGACAUUUGCUAUACCUCAACUAUUCUACCCCAACUUCUGGCCAUGCUGUACACUCAACACAAGACAAUACCUCUAAUCAAUUGUAUGGUUCAGAUGUAUUUUUUCUUGACUUUUGCUUGCUGUGAAAUGAUUCUUCUUGCAGUGAUGGGAUACGAUCGUUAUGUGGCAAUAUGCCACCCCUCAAUGAUGAAUCCAAGGCUAUGUAUUUAUAUGUUAUGUUGUGUCUGGACUAUCUCAUUGAUGGAGCCAGUUGUAUUUACCAUGUUUGUCGCCAACUUGUCCUUCUGUUCAUUUAAUAACAUUGAUCAUUUUUAUUGUGAUGUUUCUCCUUUGCUAAAGCUUUCCUGCAGUGAUACAACUCAUGUUAAUCUCACAACCUACAUUCUUGGUGUACUCGUAGGUUUCAGCACCUUCAUGCUCACCUUAGUAUCCUAUGUGUUUAUCAUUGUUAACAUUCUAAAGAUUCACUCUGUGCAUGGAAGGUAUAAAACGUUUUCUACCUGUGCAUCCCACUUGAGCUGUGUUGCCUUGUUUUAUGUCACCACGCUGUCCUUGUACAUGAGACCAACAUCAAUGUACUCUCCAAUGCAUGACAAGUUUUUUUCUCUCCUUUAUAUCAUAUUGAUUCCCAUGCUCAAUCCUGUUAUUUACACCCUUAAGAAUGAACAGUUCAAGAACACAUUUCAAAAAUUAAUUUCAAUGACUAGAAUGCUAAUCUUAAACUUGUAA